CCAGCGGGCUUUUUCUAACAACGCUUUAAGGAGCGAUAGAGUUAGUGGACUAGGAGCGACAGGAAACGGCAUCGCAGAAGGCUCGUCCGUAUCGAUCACUGGUAGGAAUGUUGUGCUACCCACGAAUACGACGACAAGCCGUGACGCAUCGUCCUUUGACUCCUUCGGACGAGUGACCGGGUCCGGGUCUCGUGGCUCUUCGGGCGCGUGUUGGGCCCGUCGUCAUGGACGCUUUCCUUCUUCGACAGACGCAAGCAGCGAGGCCCGCACAGAAUCGCCUCGCAGUGUAUCGCAACCUCUUCAAUUUAUGGUUUGUGAUUUCAUAUGUAUUCAGUCAGGUCCUCGUCCUUGAGGAUAUCCAACGGUGGCUACUUGAGGUUCCACGUGAAGGGUAGCAUCCAACAGUGGCUACUUGAGGUUCCACUUGAACGAUACUGCUGCGCAUGGUAAGUACCAUCCUAUGCGCACUGAAGCGCCAGUUCUAAAAUUCUGUCAAACAGUGAGAAUUACGACGGGAUACUGGGAAUGUCACCUUGUGUGGCCUCCGUCCCACCAUUGUCGUUCCGACAUGCAGCGCAGAGAUCUUUUUUACCGUCGAACACCACGUCGAGAGCUGGAGAGCAGGCUGGUUCGAAUACGCAACAGCUUUUUAU
This is a messenger RNA of Amoebophrya sp. A25, 653 nucleotides long. The record is from the annotation of a GenBank genome assembly. Lineage: Eukaryota; Dinophyceae; Syndiniales; Amoebophryaceae.